GCUUUUUUUUUUUUUUAUAACUUGUAUUGGUUUACUUUAUACAUGCUGCACUUUUAAGCAUUUCGUUUUGAUUUGAAAUGCUCCCUUUUUGUAGAAGGGUGGCUGUGAUUAGUCAGGAAGUAGGUGGACGAGCGAUGGCUAGCCCUGUAUAAUGAGCGUGCGCGUGACAAGAGUAUCGCGAUUGUUGGCUGUCGCCCUAUGACAGUAGUGAUCCCGCCUCUGCUAACCUGUGGCUGGUGCCGGGGUCUGUCUGUGCCACCGGACUCGCCAUCUGCGCCGAACGGGUUAACCCCCUCCGCCAGAUCUAAACUCUAAUAAAGUGGCUGACUUCCUCUGGUAAUUACAGGCUGCCGGAAGAUUGGAGGAUCGGUGACCCGGAGGAACCGGGGAGGCCAGGGGGUUCCGUCCAGCAUCCUAUCCGGACCGAUAAUGGAGGGGAUUUAAAGAGAGAAGAGAAUGGCACAAGCGGCACUGAAGAGGCUCGGCAGUCAGUGCCUGUGAUUAGGAUCUGGGGCUUCCUGCUUUCACUCUGUGCAUCUGCUGAGAUCCGUACACCCGGCCGGAGAAAGGAGAGGAAUCCGGGUUCUAUCGGUGGAGGGGGUGUCCUUACUUCCCUCCUUCUCUCCCUCCUUCACAGCAGCACCACAACAUGAGGGAUCUGUGACCCCCUCCUUCUCCUCCUUCACCAGGAUGCUGCUGCCUUUAAAGGUUCUUGGGCAGUGUCUCAGCCAUGCAAAUGGGAAAUAAUGUGGCAUUUUAAUGGCAGGGAAAAGUUGCAACACAAGUGGUUGCUGAGCAGAAUUGCAUUUGUGUGCAGGAAAUAUUAUUAAGUAAACAGUAGCCUGUAUUGCUGGGAGGCAUCUGUGGGAAAGUGUACAAUUCCUUACCGGAUUAUUCUCUAUUUAUACAUGGAUAUUACAGUAAAUAUUUCCUUCAUGUAAGUAGCCAUUGCCUCCCGUUUUCAGUAUCGGUUGUGCUUAGUAAUUGGAUUUGUGGAUUCAAGGUCACUCGUUGAAAUUUCCCUGUGGAUUUAUAAUUAGCUUAUUUGUUAUCGAAAGGAGAUGGAUGUCAAAAUAAAGCAGCAGAGCAGGAGAUCCAGGUCUCAGAGGGACAGGGUGAGGAGAAGAGACCCAUCUGUCAGGGAUCCCCGAAACCAGAGCCCCUCCUCUGGCUCCGAAGCUGAGAGGGGCCUGGGAAAGGAGAAUUCAAAUCAGAAUGGUAAAAAUCCAGCUGCUUCGGCCAGAAAUGCCAGACCGCCCAGACGUAAACGGAGAGAAUCCAGUUCUCAGGAGGAGGAUAUAAUUGAUGGUUUUGCGAUUGCCAGCUUCAAUACCCUAGAAGCCUUAGAGAAAGACCAGGCCUUGAAACCACCUGAACGAAAAGAGAAAUGGGAAGGAAAUCCCGCUAAAAAACCCAGAGAGUCGGGGAAAUACAUUUGUGCAGAGCCAAGUGAGAAUGGGCACAACCAUGAUGUGGGUAGCUCCGAGAGGGAGAUGGAGAGAGGAAAAGAGCGGGACAAGAAGAAAUUCCCUCUGAAGGCGUUCAAUCAGGUUAAAACAUCCAGGAACAGAAACGGCAGAAGCAAUGACGAUAGUACUAUCAAAGAAGCCAUGAGUUCUCAGCGCGGCAGCUCUCACGAUUGUCUCAGUGAUAGCUCAGCUCAGUCACUUUCUGGACGCGGCUACUCAUGUGAUAGUGAAAGCGAUAUCGACGAUAAGUGCUCCAAUGUUGGCUCUGAGAUCCUCUUCUCUCCAGCUGCAUCCACAGGUGCACUUUUGAAUGACAAAGCAGAGUCCCAAACGACUUGUCUACCUAAAGUAUCUGGGCUGGAGCGCAGCCGAGAACUGAACACUGAGGUUCCAUAUAUUCCUCCUGUGCAUAGUCCGCAACCUCCUCCUGCUGCUAUUGUCACUUCUGCCUCAUCCACGCCAGCCUCUAGUACCCGAGCAAGCCCUCUAGUAAAGAAAGAGUCAACUCUUGUUGCUCCUGCUCCACCACGACUUACGCCACAACCCCAACCUCGUCCACAGUCUCGACCUUUGUCUCAGCCUCAGUUAUUACCACCUGAACUCCGAACUCCGAAUCAUAUUCCUUCACACCUCGGUUAUCCUGUUCAUCAGCAGCUCAACUGUAUCAGCCGGAGCAGUAGUGCUAGCAGUGCAGCAAGUAUCAGCCUCCCCAAGCACAUUCAGUCUUCCCCCCAGAUACCUUCUCAUCACCCUGCUGGACCGGGUCUGCCGCUCUCCAUACCUAAUCUUGCUACCUCGCACUUUGCUAUCAGAUCUCAAAACCAGCACCAUCCGGCCAUGUUUGCUACCCCUCCUUCACUGCCACCACCACCAUCUUUACCAACUAAUGGCCUUGUAAUUCCUGGCCACCCUGCUGGAGCUGGAUAUUCGGAUCAUGAACUACUCAGGCAGGAGCUGAAUAAUCGCUUUCUGGUUCAGACCUCGGACCGGGCCGGUGCCCCCCUCAGCUCUGUGCCACUACUGAGGGCAGAAUUUCACCAGCACCAACACACGCACCAACACACGCACCAGCACACAUUUACCCCCUUCACAUCCAGCUUGCCCCCGACGCAGCUCAUGCCGCCAAAUGCACCCAGCAUGGUGCGUACCCCAGCUCGAAAUUUUGACAAGUACGCUCCCAAGUUAGACAACCCAUAUUUUCGUCAUACCAGCUUCUUUCCAUCAUAUUCUUCUCCAAUGCCUGGAAUGCCCACAAUGCUUCCACAUUCAGGACCCUUUAGUUCUCUUCAGGGAGCUUUUCAGCCUAAGCAGACCUCAAACACCAUUGAUGUCACAAGUAGACCUGGAGCAGUGCAUCCGACACUCCUACAGAAGAACCCUGGGGUAACAGACCCAUACAGGACAUCUGUAAGAAAACCAGGCAAGUGGUGUGCAGUACAUGUCCAGAUAGCGUGGCAAAUCUACCACCAUCAACAGAAAAUGAAGCAGAUGCAGAUGGAUCCCCAUAAGCUGGACAUUUGUGGCAAGCUUGAUUUGUUCAGCAGACCACCUGCCCCUGGGGUGUUUCCAGGGUUUCCUUAUCCUCAUGAUUUAACAAGACCUUUGUUUUCCAGCACUGGUCCAGCACACCCUGGAGCCGCAGGAUUUGGGCCUUCACCACAUCACAGCAGUUUUCUACCCCCAAGUCACCUGGCUGGUAAGUAUCCAUUUAGCAGGUCAAGCAGCUUCAGCGGCCUUGGGAACUUAGGCAGCAAUGCCUUUGGAGGAUUAGCCAGUCAUGCUCUAACUCACAACAGCUUAUUCACUCACAAAGAAAGUCCAACUCUCCAGGGCUUCACCAGCCCCCAUGAACCAUGGAACCGGCUACAUCGGACUCCACCAUCGUUUCCAACACCACCCCAGUGGUCUAAGGUUGGAGAGACGGAGCGGAGCUCGUCUGUGAACAGCCAUGAGAGAGACAGGGAAGACAAGAGGGAAAUAUCUCUAACAAAGGAUGAAAGAGACAAAGAAAGGGACAUCUUGGAUAAGAGCAGACAUCAUUCUAAUAGAUCUUCUCCAGCAUCUGCCCCAGUCAGCCACCAAAUAAGUAACCUCAUCCGCAGCAAUAGCCAGACACCCAGUGAUUCCCUGAGACAAGGCCCUCUAGGGGACAGAUCCAAAGAUAUUGAUAGAGAUAGUAUAGAUCGGCUACGAGAAGUUCCAUCCACAGAGCACAAGGUCAAGGAGAGUCGUUCACCUGUAAAGGAACCCUCAAUUCAUGACAAAAGGACGAUUGAAGAUGGCAGCAAACCAGUCAUACAGUCAGUAUCACCAUAUGGUAAACCAGUCCUAAGUGAAAGCUUAAAACUAAGCAGCUUGGGCAAGGACACUGAACGGAAGCCUGAGCUGCAAGCAGAUCUCCAGAAAAUAAAAAGUGAUGUCAAGGUGAAGGAGGAACGCAAGGAGGAUUCAGAUGUGUUAGUAGUAGGCUCAGAACCUCCACAUCCUGUGAGGACAAUAGAACAUCAGCCUCCUCACCCUCCAACUUCCAUCCAUGGUUUAUCUUUGCACCAUUCAAUGGCAGCCUCUAUGUCUAUCCCAAUGGGUAGUGUCCACCAAAUGAACAACUUGAAUAUGCUAGAACGCAGUAGGGUAAUGACCCCACUUAUGGGUAUGAGUCCCCUUCCUGGCCGAGAGAGGCUUCAACAUGCAGGUUUUGCCUGGGACCCUGUGAGAGAUCCAUUACGUGAUGCUUACCGCACUCUGGACUUGCAGCGGAGAAUGGACUUUCACUUACGUGCUGACAGCAUGCACAGAUACCCAGCAGCUGCUGCCGCCAGCUUCUAUGACCAUGAAAGAUCAUAUCGUGAUCGUGAGCCUCAUGAUUACAGUCAUGAACAGCUCUUGGAGGCAAGGAGAGAACAAGAACGGUUGCGUCAUGCAGAUGAGCGAGAGCGGAUGCACCUAAGGGAAGAGAUAGAAAGGGCACGUAUGCACCAUAUUCACUCCUCUCCACUAGAGAGCCAUUUGGCACAUAUGCCCUCCUUUAUGCCUCAUUUGAGCAGUGUACCCUAUCCUAGACUGAGUCCUUCAAGCGCCAUGCACAAUGGGAUCCUUAACCGGACCCCACCCACAGCAGCACUAAGCGCACCUCCACCCUUGGUGCCUGCCAGUAACACAAGACCCGCCUCUCCCCGAAGGACUAAUCCCCUCACAAGUUCAGAAACACGGGACUUCUCACCCUCCAGAAACCCUAAAGAGGUUGAGGCCCGAUAGUCUGCUCCUUAGGAAAGGAAACAAAUAAGGACCCACAGGAAUCAAAUACCAUGAAUUUUAAACUUGUAUAUAAAAUCUUUUACGAAAAAUGCACUGCUCAAAACCUUCUCUUUUCUUCUCCUGUUUUUGUAAAUGUAUAUUUGUAGGCUAAGCACACUUUUUUUUUUUCCAUUUAGCCAGGGUGGACAGUUCAGGGGUGAUAAAUGUUCCAACCUGGAAACCUAGAGUUCCACUCUAAAGGUCUCUGGUCAUGUGACUCUUUUUUUUGACUUGGGAGGCUCAGUAGCUUGUGGGACGGGUUUAGCAAGGGGAGGGACUUUUUAAAUGGAUUUUUGUAGUUUUUACAGUAUUUUGUUUUUCGCUACGGUGUUCCUAGUCUCCUCUGAAGUGAAAAAAAACAUACAAAAAAAAUUCUUUAAUUUUAUAUUAGUUGCAUUUUGCCUCCGGUGAGGGAAAAAAAUAAGUAAAUCUGUUCUUUCCAUUAAAUUACACAAGGGGUUUCCCCCCUUCAUUACAGGAGGUGUUCUUAAAACACAGCAUUGCAUAUUUAUACCUAUCUGUUGAAAGCACCUCCAGCACUGAAGGGUCAUAAUAAAUUACUAUGGUUUAUUCUACAGCUAACAGAUCAACAAUCUUCGUAUGAUUUUGAACAGAAAUCACAGAUCUAUUAUUAAAAUAAUAAGAUUAAUGUACAAAACAGUUGCUUUUUUGCCUUAUUUUAUCAUAAAUUUUAGUGUUACCUUUGCAGUUUUUAUGGAAAGAAAAAAAAUUCAAAGAUUUUUGCAGGAUUGUAUAUAUUCAUUUGCUAUGUUACAACGCCUCAUAUGAAUUGGAUCCACCGCAGACUUUGUGACAACCACACAUGAACAGAAUGCACGGAUUUCAAGGAUCACACUCGCAGCUUCAUUAUUUACACCUCGUCAUCUUACUAUGCAAUCAGUGUGAGGCGGGUCCUGGAAGAGGGAAUUCUACUAUAUCUUCAAAUUCUGCCCUUCUAACCCCCCCAAACCCUGGCCAUCAAACUCCCUCCACCACUUUCAAAAAAAAUAUCAAGGGCACUUGUUGACUUGGAACACUGGAAGAACCAAAAUGCAUCAAGAUCAGUUGGUGGUUCUGAUGGAGUGGGCAGUAAAAGAACUAAAGCUACAUCUUCCCUUGCCUUCAUUAUUGGAAAGGUGGCAGGUAGCUUCCACCUCUAAUUGUUGCCUCAAUCAGGCCAGCAAAUGGACCUAAUUUAUUUUCCUGUGAACCCUUUGUGCUUUAAACUUGUGCAGUGUUCUCAUUGAAAUCUGUAUACAAGAGCGUAGAAUCUUAGGAGUGCACAAAAGUAUAUAUAUAAAUAUAUCUAUAUAUAUAAAUGGUGGAAAGAAAAAUGUUUAACCAUGAGCAGCAAUCUUUUGGUCCCCUUUAUUUUUUAUUUUCUACAAAUAUGAUCCUGCAGUUUGGAUACGUUGUCUCUCUUUUUACUCUUUGAACAUACCAGUUUUUAAGGUUUAUUACAUAUUCAGUCUCCUUUACCACAUGAAGAAUAGUAGUAUUGCUACUCAAAGAAUAUGCAGAUGUAAUGCUAAUUAAGUUAUUACGUUAAUUAUUAUAAAUUAUUAAGAAUUUAAUGGUAAGUGGAUUUCCACAGUCAAUACUAAUCCACAUAGGGGGUUCCACUAGUCAACGCCAAAUCAAGACUUUAAAUUUUAUGUUCACUUCUGGUUAACCUAUGUUUAUAUAGUACAGAAUUGCACGAAGAGGAACAACAUCUUAUGACACCCAUUAUCAGAAUCUCUCUACAAGAGUGAUUUCCCCUUUAGUAAAUAAGGGAACCAUUCCUGUUGACCCAUCGGCAGACAGCCACUCCAAUUUAUAUUGCACACGCUAUAAGUAGAGAAUAUCUUUCUUUGGGGGAACUCUACUUUUACCAUAGUGUUUGGUGCAUCUGCAUUUGACUUAAAGGGACACUUCCAUUAAAAAUAAUUUCACACUAACAAUUAUAUGUAAAUAUUCUAUGUAUUUUUAAUAAAAACAGGUGGAUGGUUUUCUGGAUAUAAUUUUUAAGUCACAUUAUGUAUUCUACUGGCUGUUUAACUACCUCUUCCUUUGGACUUUUACCAAGA
Messenger RNA from Bufo gargarizans (Asiatic toad), 6832 nucleotides. RefSeq names its product fibrosin like 1 (gene FBRSL1). The coding region runs from base 1062 to 4724 and encodes 1220 amino acids. The record is from RefSeq and is a predicted model, not a curated record. The transcript is spliced from 20 exons. Lineage: Eukaryota; Metazoa; Chordata; Amphibia; Anura; Bufonidae.